AUGCAAAAGUCAGCCACUGACUCUAUGCAAGGAGCAGCGCCAGAACCAUGGCAAUCCAACUCGUCCAGUGUUACUGAUCUGCCCACGGGACAUGGUACAAAAUUCGACGAUGAAGCGCCCCGGUCGGCGUUUUCGGUCGUCGAACCACCGCCCGAACUGUCGACCUUGACGACACAUCUGACUGGCCAUAGUGUAGAUGUAGAUGAUGUCUUUCCCGAUGGAGGGUUCCGCUCGUGGUGUGUUGUUGCCGGCUCAUUUUGCCUCCUAAUGGCUUCGUACGGAGUCAUGAAUAGUUCCGGAAUCCUGCAGAGUUACUUACAUACUCACCAGCUGGCGAGUUACUCUCCCAGUGCAGUCGGGUGGAUUCCCGGCUUGUUCACUUUCUUUGGUCUGAGUGUCUCUGUCCAGGUUGGGCCUAUGUUCGAUCGAUAUGGUCCCAAGGGAAUUCUCAUUGCUGGAACUGCUCUCUAUGUGACUGGUCUCAUGGUUCUCGCGGAAUCGUAUCGCUACUGGCAUUUCGUGCUAACCCUUGGCGUUCUCUCCGGCACCGGGGGUGCACUUCUCAGCACGGUGGCGCUGGCUAGUGUACCGCAAUGGUUUGAUCGAAAUGCAGGCCUUGCCAUCGGAAUCUCCAUGUCAGGAGCCGGUGUGGGUGGCGUGGUAUUUCCAUUCAUGCUCAGAGCUGGCUUCACCAACCUCGGAUUCAAGUGGACGAUUCGAUUGUUGGCCUUGGUGGCGCUGGUGCUAUGUGCAGCGGGAUUUGUUCUGGUCAAGGCUCGUCUGCCGAAGGGCAGAAGCAGGUCCACCAUCAACUUGCGGUCUUUGAAAGAUGCAAGGUUUACCUGGUUGACGUUGGGUAUUUUCGCUCUGGAGCUUGAAGUCUAUGCUGGGCUGGGUCUUUACCCAACCUAUGUGAUCAUGCAAGGUUUCUCGACCGAUACCAGUGUUAUCCUACUCGCUGUUCUGAACGUAUUUUCCACGGUCGGACGCCUUCUGGCAGGAGGUAUAGCUGAUCGAUACGGCAGAAUCAACACUCAGGGCGCCCUUAUCGUCCUGGGUGCAUUGUCAGUGUUUGUCAUCUGGCUACCAUUUGGCGGAAACCUGGCAGGACUUUAUGUCUUCUCCGUCAUUUUCGGAUUGGCCUCGGGGUCAUUCUUAAGUCUUGCGCCAGCCUGUAUCGGACAAAUCUCAAGAGCCAGCGAGGUUGGUGGAAGAUUCGGGCUCGCGUAUUCCAUUGUCAGCAUUGCCACCUUGAUCUGUAUCCCCAUCGGUGGUGAGAUGCUCGACAAAGUCGGGAAGAGAGCCAUGGUGGCAUACUUGGGAAGUGUGUUGAUUGUCUCGCUUGGAAUGUUCCUCAUGGCAAGAUGGGCCUGUUUGAGCUACCGAUGGAGAUGGCAGACGAAAAUCUAG
Messenger RNA from Penicillium bovifimosum, 1410 nucleotides. Its product is annotated as Major facilitator superfamily domain general substrate transporter. The transcript has 4 exons. The record is from RefSeq and is a predicted model, not a curated record. Lineage: Eukaryota; Fungi; Ascomycota; Eurotiomycetes; Eurotiales; Aspergillaceae. Gene Ontology annotation, cellular component: fungal-type vacuole membrane. Gene Ontology annotation, biological process: transmembrane transport. Gene Ontology annotation, molecular function: transmembrane transporter activity. Bases 1 to 1410 code for a protein of 469 amino acids.